Esox lucius (northern pike) is the source of this 2676-nucleotide messenger RNA. It is a transcript of the gene angptl1a, whose product is annotated as angiopoietin-like 1a. Lineage: Eukaryota; Metazoa; Chordata; Actinopteri; Esociformes; Esocidae. The record is from RefSeq and is a predicted model, not a curated record. The transcript has 7 exons. Gene Ontology annotation, biological process: cell surface receptor protein tyrosine kinase signaling pathway. Bases 135 to 1625 code for a protein of 496 amino acids.
GACAGAGAGGCCAGCUGCAUGUGGAUGUCAGCUGAGGGCUGAACGUGGGAGUGAAGGGAGCCGGGUGCUGACAGGAGCCCAUCCACAGGGAAACCCAGAGGACGUCCAGAAGGCAUCCAGCCAGGCAGUACACCAUGCAGGCUGUGGCGGGGGUGAGACAUGGGGUUUCGUGGAGCCUGUGUGCCAUGCUCUGCCUCUCUCUCUGGGGCUUGAGCCAGUGUCGAGGCUCCAGACAGGCCAGAGAGAAGAGGGAUCACCCCAGGGACCCUCUCCUUCUCAGGGCAAAACGGUCCCCCACUGAGGACACAAAGAAGUGCUCCUACACCUUCCUGAUACCAGAGCAGAAGAUCACAGGCCCCAUCUGUGCAAGUUCCACCGGUCCUGAGCCGGACAAGGAGCGAGUGACACGUGUGGACAUAGCAGAUGUUAGGGACGUUCUGUCAAAGCAAAGACGGGAGAUCGAGACCUUGCAACUAGUGGUUGACGUGGACGGUAACCUGGUGAACGAGAUGAAGCUGCUGAGGAAGGAGAGCAGGAACAUGAACUCCAGAGUCACCCAGCUCUACAUGCAGCUACUUCACGAGAUUAUCAGGAAGAGGGACAACUCCCUGGAGCUGGUCCAGCUGGAGAACCGGGUCCUAAACGUAACCUCAGAGAUGCUGAGGCUGGCGUCUCGUUACAAGGAGCUGGAGGGACGUUUUGCAAUGAUGGCGGGGGUGGUGAACAACCAGUCGGUGCUGAUCGCGGCGCUGGAGGAGCAGUGUCUUCGGACGCUGGGGCGUAACAGUGAGCUCCCCGUGGCCCCCCCGCUGGUUCAGGUGGUGCCAGAGAACAUCCCAGUCAACAGCCGAUUCACCAACGAGAUUCAGCGGGACAACAACAGAGCCUUCCCUCGGGGGUCACGCAUGGACUCCCCCACAGCGUCCCCUUUCGGAAUGAACCCGCCACCACAGGGCACUCUCACCUCAGACGGGCCUUUCAAGGACUGCUACCAGGUGCGCCUCGCGGGCCACAGCACCAGUGGGAUGUACCUGCUCCAGUCUGAGGGCAGUGACCGACUGAUCCAAGCCUGGUGUGAACACGGCCUGGACAAUGGAGGCUGGACAGUGCUGCAGCGGAGGAAGGAUGGGUCCGUCAACUUCUUCAGGAACUGGGACAACUACAAGAAAGGCUUUGGGAACAUUGACGGUGAGUACUGGCUGGGUCUGGAGAACAUCUAUAACCUGGGGAAACAGAGGGACUACAGGCUGUUGGUGGAGCUGGAGGACUGGAUGGGAAAGAAGGUCUAUGCUGAGUACAGCAGCUUCCACCUGGAGCCGGAGAACGAGGGCUACCGCCUGAGGCUGGGUACUUACCAGGGAAACGCUGGAGACUCCCUCAGCAGCCACAACGGCAAAAUGUUCACCACUCUGGACAGAGACAAGGACGCGUUCUCAGGUAACUGUGCCCACUUCCACAAAGGGGGCUGGUGGUACAACGCCUGUGGCCAGACCAACCUGAACGGAGUCUGGUACAGCGGAGGGGUUUACCGCAGUAAGUUCCAGGACGGAAUCUUCUGGGCCGAGUACGGAGGAGGAUUCUACUCCCUCAAGUCCGUCCGCAUGAUGAUCCGACCAAUCGACUGAGGCCGGGGCAGGCAGUCCUACUGUACGCCGUGUUUUGACCUAUCGUGACCCACUCACCCUUAAACCCAGUCAGCUUCUCCACCAAGCUGCCGGUCCUUACCAAGCUUCCUUCCGUAAUCCCGUUUCUCAAGCGACCCAAAGGAGCGGACUUCAACCGCCCAAGACGGCUUCAGUAAAACCCCAGGUAUUUGCCACCGAAGGUAACGCGGCGCCGUCUCAGCGGUGCCCCACUUUGUCCAUUCUACAAGGGCCAGGCAGCCACAUGGGAGUGCUGUGACGACAGCAGUGGGCAGCAUGGACUAAUACAGACGGCCAACCACCGCCGUCUACUACAGUCUACCGGUUUGCUAUGCCCUGCCCCCUCCUCACACUUCAAUACCCCACAUAGGUGACUGCGUUAGGAAUCUGGGAGAUGCCAACUACACAAAUAAGGACUGGAGGUUUUAUUUUGCUGUCGAGUUUGUCUGCAGCCAGGUUUGUUGCUAAGCACAUUGCCAGCGAAUGACUUUCACAGUGAAGUAAGGAUUUAAUUGCACGUUUCUUAUGACGUUAUCAGUUUAAAAUGGGUUGCGAGGCAGGUGCCGUCCACCAGGCAUACAGGUCAGGACUUGGUAGGUCUUUAUGUACAGACUGCUCCAUCCCCGUUGCUUUGUUUGGGUUUGUUGUUUCGGGGUUCCCACGAGCACCCUGAGGAAAUGGACACUAAUUAACACUGUGCUCUGUGAUCGUGGGGACCCCCCAGCUCUCAUCGGAAUGUAAAUAUAUUUGGCUAUAUUUGUGAAAGUUAAUUUAAGAGGUAUGAUUCUGCUCAGGCCAAACGUUCCCUCGCUGCCAUCUGUACGUUCUGUUAUUUAUCAACGUAUUUAUAAAAUGAACACAGUCAUAGUCCCGCCCUGCUCCACGUAGCCCUGAUACAGCCAGCCUGUUUAUUCCAGUUAGGAGUCUGGCAUACACACAGACGAAUGUCAGUUUGACAAAGGUGAAUCCCUGCCACGGUCUGCCAUCCGUUUCCAUGGAGCUCAAUACCAAAUAAAAAAGUAUUUUCUAAAUA